AAAAGAAAAAAGCUUGUAAUGGCUCACAAUUCUUGAAAAGAAUUCCUUCUUCACCGGAUUUUCGAAAAAAAAAGAAAAAUUCCUUCUUCACCGGGAGGUUCAACCACUACCAACCAUUUUCCUUGGCCAACAACGAUUUUAAUGGGCCAAUGAAUUUAUUUAAUACUUCUUAGCUCUUACGUGUGCAGCACCUCACACUAGCUAACACACACUGAAAAGAUUAUGUAUGUUAUAAGAGACCAACUCUUGCACGCUUUCCUCAAAUAUAACAGGGGGUCAAAUUGUAGGAUGGAUUGUGGAUUCCUUGGUUUCAUGGUUAAUUGGUUUAAUUUGCGAGGCCCCAUUUGCAGAAAACCUAAUAAAGAGGUUAGUGAAUAAAAGAUAGAGAUAUCCCACAAAUAUAUAUUUAUGUCAUUAACUCUGAUGGAAUAGUGACAUUCCUAGCUAGUUAUAUGCAUGUCUUUCCCUUCCCCAUCCUGUGUUUUAAUUAUAGUGUGUGUGAAAGUAAAUUAAAUGGCGGGUGUGGAUCACAAAAGCUGCAGAUCAUCAUCAUCAGUUUUAGCAUUGACAGGCAGAGUUAUGAACCAAGUGUUGAGCAUCAUUGUUUUCUGUGUUCUGGACGUGAUUGAUUUCCUUCUUUGCUAUGUUUACAAAGUGGUGGAUUUCUUGGUUGAAGCGGAGUGGAAGCCUUGUUACUGCUCUACUUCAGCUCAACAAACCAUGAGCAGUGGCAGCGGUGGCAGCAUUAAUGCUGCUUCCAAGAUUGUUCGCCUCACUUCCUCCGCCUGCAGGUUGCAGCUUGAAGAGAUCUCCGACACCCUCUACACUCGUCCUACCACCCUUCAACGCCUCAAGCUAAUCAUCAACAACAAACCACCCGCCUCUUCCACCACCAUUAUCCAAUCAAAUUUUAAUAAUUGUGACAAGGUGAAGAAAGGCAGGGUCACAAUUAACUCCAUGUUACGGCCCAAGAUUGGUCGCCACCAAUUGCUGAAUCCCAUUCCAAGAUGGUCCGAUUGUGAUUGCAAAACUUGCCACUCUUGGGCCUCUUCUUGCAAACAAGCACUUUUUGUCCUAGCUCAAGGACCAAAAGAUUUUAAUAAUGUGGUAGAAGAUGUGAUCUUCAUUCAUGGGUUCAUUUCGUCUUCUGAAUUUUGGACGGAAACACUAUUUCCCAACUUUUCCAGCUCUGUGAAAUCCAUGUACAGACUAUUUGCGAUGGAUCUGCUGGGGUUUGGGAGGAGUCCCAAGCCAAAUGACUCCCUUUACACAUUGAGAGAGCAUUUAGAAAUGAUUGAAAGCUCUGUCCUUAGACCACACAAAGUUAAAUCCUUUCACAUUGUCGCACAUUCUUUGGGCUGCAUUUUGGCUCUCGCACUCGCUGUCAAAUAUCCCCACUCUGUCAAGUCGCUCACUCUGCUGGCACCACCAUACUUUCCAGUUCCAAAGGGUGAAGAAGCCACACAGCAUGUGAUGAAAAGAGUAGCCCCAAGGCGGGUGUGGCCAGUGAUUACUUUUGGGGCGUCCAUUGCUUGCUGGUAUGAGCACCUCAGUCGUACUAUUUGCCUCUUAAUAUGCAAGAACCAUCGCUUGUGGACAUUUCUCACCAAUAUUAUCACCAGAAACAGGAUGAGGACAUACUUGAUUGAAGGAUUCUGUUGCCACACGCAUAACGCGGCAUGGCAUACCCUACACAACAUAAUUUGCGGGAGUGCGGCAAAAAUGGAUGCAUACUUGGAGACAAUUAAAAACAGCCUAAAAUGUGAAGUCAAUAUAUUCCAUGGUAGAGACGAUGAUGUUAUCCCAGUUGAAUGUAGCUACAAUGUACAGUCCAGAGUUCCUCGUGCCCGGGUUAAGGUUUUCGAUAACAAAGACCAUAUCACCAUUGUCGUUGGAAGACAGAAGGCCUUUGCUAGGGAACUUGAGCAAAUUUGGACCAACUCAAACCAACCCUAGCUUCUAUUUUCCACUAAUAUAUAUAUAUAAUGACCAUAAAUUCUUAUCCUGCCAAAGCAUGGAUGAAGAUACUUGGAAACUGGCAAAUUUUCUACUACCAAUUACCAAUUAUUAUUGUUAGGGUGUGAGUGCUUCAUGUCAUGUUACUUUGAUGGGGAAGAAAAAGGAACCCUCAAAUCUCCACUUUAUUUAAUUAAUAAUUAUAGAGUGUGCUUGGUUUUCCAAUAUUCUAUAAACAUCAUGUUUUUUUCUCUC
This is a messenger RNA of Cornus florida, 2211 nucleotides long. RefSeq names its product probable lysophospholipase BODYGUARD 1. The coding region runs from base 514 to 1956 and encodes 480 amino acids. The transcript has 4 exons. NCBI's taxonomy places the organism in Eukaryota, Viridiplantae, Streptophyta, Magnoliopsida, Cornales, Cornaceae. The record is from RefSeq and is a predicted model, not a curated record.